Molecule: messenger RNA, 2820 nt
Organism: Candoia aspera
Lineage: Eukaryota; Metazoa; Chordata; Lepidosauria; Squamata; Candoiidae
Gene: SNAPC2
Product: small nuclear RNA activating complex polypeptide 2
Exons: 5
Coding region: 248-1258 (336 amino acids)
Biological process (GO): snRNA transcription
Cellular component (GO): nuclear body
Molecular function (GO): RNA polymerase II general transcription initiation factor activity
Source: RefSeq, a predicted model, not a curated record
UCCUUCUGCUGAUCGCCGGUAGUCGCGUAAGCCGCAUUUUCAAUACGUCAUCAGAAUGCGACUCUCAGGAACCCCUCCUUUGCUAAAGUAUUGCUAAUUAUUGUAGGAAGCGCGGUCGUGAGGCGCGUAGGGAGCGAAACGACUUUUGUGGCCGCGGGGGUACGGAGGGGAGCGAGAACGUGGGAAAACACUAUUGCUUUCCUGGUUUUUAUUUCGUUUGGUGCCUGGGCUUUCUGGGUUGAGAACCAUGAAGCCACCAUCAAGGCUACGUUCGGCGCCCGCUCGCUACAGUCUGGGCCCCACAGUCCGGGUUUGGACAGAUCGAGAAAAGCGACGUCUUCUCCAGGCCUUGAGAGCUCAAGCUCAGACUCCGGGCCCGCUGCGGCCGGAACUGCUGAAGAAAUACUUGCCUUCCAGAAAUGAAGACGAGAUCUUAGCAUUUGUGGACCAGCUGAAAGAACGUGUGGCAAGGGAAGCAGUCAAGGCACAGUAUCGAUAUCGCCAACACAAACAGAAGGAUGCCCCAAUUCCAGCACCUAUAGAGGUAUGGAUUCGGUUAGCCGAGAAGUUGACAGGUUGCCUUGAGGAUGCAGUAACAGCUGCUUUUUCCCAGGUUUUAACAAUUGCAUCUGUGGAGCCCCUCUGCUUGCUUCAUUCUGUGCCUCCAAAGCCUAUAGACCUAAAAACUGCUCAAUGCAUGUCCCCAACUGUUCUUAGCAAGAAUAUGAAAUCCAAUACAGAAUCUGAGGAAGCAACUAUAUCAUCAGAUGUAGAGCAAUUGACCCCUGCAGAAAAUGGUGAAUUACAUGUGGACUUUGAAAAGAUAUACAAAUAUCUUUCAGUGAUCUCACGGGGAUCUAAAGCACCAGAGCUACCACCUGGUGAGUCAGCUGUUCUACUAGACCUGCUGUUGUCAUUACCAGAAGAACUGAAUCACCUGGACUACAAGAAACUCAAGAGGCAUAUGCACAAAUGCUAUAUGGAUUUAAGUGCACAUUGUACAGAGGAAGAAAGCAGAAUGAAAGCAGAGAUCAGCCAGCUUGUAAACAAUAAUGAAGAUCUUCAUGAAACAUUUUAUGAUGUACCAUCAGCCAGAAAUAGCUUUUCACAAGAGCAGGAGGAUACUAGUUCUAGAGCUUCUUCUACAAGUGGCACAACAUCAACUUCCAUGGACUGGAAGACCCUGGGUAUCUGCCCAUUGAAUUCAUUUUGGUUUCCCUUGGAUAUUCUAGCACAAAAAAGAGAGAGUUCAGAUUGAGGAUUCUAUGCUAUUACAUGUCAUGAAUGUUUUAUCUUGGUAUCUGUAAGAGUGGAAAAAACUUCCAUCUUUUGGCCAGGCAUGGUGCCUUUCUUUUGUUCUACACUGAACCACUUGACUGAUGAAUAUAAUGUCUACUUUGUGUUUUUAAAUUAAUGAUGUAUGUGACUGUUCAGAAUUUUUCCUCCAAAAAUCCUGAAGUUUACUUGUUGCUAUUGGAAAACCAAUCUCAUCUUAGGAGGUUUGUGCUUACACAAUUAAUGCUCUGAGUAUGCAUCUUUGUUCUCAGGAUAUUGAUUAUUCCAGAUGUAGCUAAGUGUUAUUGAAGUGUUCCUGCAGUAUAAUAGAGCUGAAAUGUAUGUUCAGUGCUAUGAAAAAUAUAAAAUGAAUCUGAGAAGGACUGCAUGCUGCUUCACAUGUAACUGGCCAAGCUCCUUUAAUUCAAGAUCAUUUUGAAUAAUCAGCUUCUGUAAGUUGGUGGUGAGGCAAAACUCCUGUUUCCUAAUUUCUGGUUUCCUAUUUGGUAGAAUUACUUCAUAAAAAUAAUAAAAGAUGCCUCCAAAUUGACUGAGAAUUUCAAAAUCUCAUUUAAUCUGAUGUUUGCAAUAUGGUUCACCUUCAGUAGCUUGAGGACCAUGAUUGGUCCUCUGACCACAGUUGGGGAACUAUUAAUAUAACUAUAGCCCUGUAACACCUUCAUUAAAAUAUGAAUAGAGAUAUAGCAUUAAAAAUAUUUUCUUAAGCAGUUCUGGCAGAAAAUGUCUCCCAGAAUUGUUUGCUGUACAUGUAGAAGAGAGUGCAUUUUUAACAAGUAUCAUAUGCAAUGUUACUUAAGUGGCAUAAGUAAAUUUUGCUUCAAAAGAUGUUCAGAUUCUAAACCAAAUGAAUUUCAAGUUCUAUUAACUAAAGGAACAAAUUCUAUUCUUGGAAUUGCAACACAGUACAUACAGAAAACUCUAGGCCCUAGGAUGUGAUACCCAUUACUGUAUCUGGUUUGCUUUCUUCUAAGCUUGAGAAGCUAUACUGUACAGUACGGUACUGUACAAAUCUUAGAAGAUGAAUGUCAUUUUCUUCUCUGCAAACUUCAAUUUAAAACUCUAAACUUUCUCAAAAUUGGUACAUUAAGAGAACAAAAUGGUCCAGGUGACAGAAUUAUCAAUUAUGCAUUUAAUAAUUGGUAUGUAAAAUCUUGUUUGAUAUAUUAAGGAAAUAAUUGAGUCCUUUAUAUUAAUUUUAUUUUUCAUUCAGUAAUGUCAAAUACUCAUUAUACACAUAGUGUAAAUGCUACUUGAAGUAAAUAUCCUAGCAAAAUUUGUCUAUUCUGUCAAGAUGGCUUCAAGUAAUUUUUAAGACUUGUCAGUGCUAUCUCAGUAAUGGAAUGAUUUGGGUUAAAACUUCAGUGUUCAUUUAGGCAGAUGGACUGUCCGUAUUUGUAGAAAAUGAUGUCUCAUACAGUUCCUUCUGUUCUUCACAAUGCUUCAACAUUUUAUAGAAGUACUGAAUCUGUAGAAGCAGUUGUUCCAAAAGUAAAUUAAUUAAUAAAAUGGUACCAAGGAUUCUCA